CUAAUGACUUGUUUUGAUACUUACACAAACUAAAUAUAAAAGGAAGGCAUCUUUCUUUUAAACCAAAGUGUGUUAUUCGCAUUAAUUUUCUUCCCAUGAUAUGUGAUUUAUACAGGUACAUGAAACAGAGCGACAAUGUUAAUUAUAAUAUUAUAAACGGAAGUUAUAGCCUGUCGUUCGCUAGUUAUUAUAAUGUCGUGUAACAACGUUUAUGAUAUCUGUAAUAAACAGUGUUGACUUGGAUUAUUUACAUUUUGUGACGUGUGUCGGGAAACAGUAUACUGAGACUAUAAUUGACAAUAUGAGUUGAAUAUUGAGACUUGGCUUUUAAAACCUGUUCACGUAAAGGCAAUCGCGUCCUUUAAAAUGCACGUCCACAAAUAAAUACUAACUAUACAUUUUGAUUCCGUUAUUGUUGUGGAGUAUUGUUCAGAGUGUUAGUGCUGCAGGAAUAUCAUCAGAUCAUACAAAACAGUUAUUCUCAGUAUCUUUGUUCAAGAUGUCACUUUUCAAGCGAGCACGAAAAUCGUCUAGUACAUCAAGUGAUCCAACUGAUGAAGGGAAAGAGGGCGUCUACAUAGAAUUCAGGUCGUCAAAGUGUAAAAAAUUUAUCCGGCUAAGUCCCAGCUCCAAGAAAAAACAUUCCAAAUCAUCAGAUCAGAAAGACGCAGACAUUUCGGUGCCGGGUUCCAGUGGCGUUCCAGGAGCAGGAAAUAACAUGGCAAAGUCGAAAAAUGACCAAAGAGUUCCGAAUGGACUUAACGACCAUGAUUUAAAACAAACAUUUGAAAUGUUUGACAAAAACCACGAUGGAAAGAUCUCAAGUGAAGAACUAGGGUGUGUAUUACGGUCCUUAGGGCACGAACAUUCAGCGAAAGAAGUGGAAGACAUGAUAAAAAAUGCAGAUACAAACGAAAACGGGUAUGUUGAGUAUGACGAGUUUAUCAGUAUGAUGCACCGGUUCCGUGAUGACUCGGAGGGGGAUCCAAAUUCCGCGGAAGCGAAAAAACGAGAAGCUUUCCGAGUAUUUGACAUGGAUGGUAAUGGAUAUAUAGACAAACAUGAACUUAAAUAUGUUAUGAGAAGAUUGGGUGAAAAUUUAUCAGAUGAUGACCUCAAAGCCAUGUUUACAGAGGCAGAUUUAAACGGAGAUGGAUUAAUCGAUUUCGACGAAUUUUCAAGAUUGCAUAUGGCAUGAGGCCUACCAGCAAGCUAUUGAUGCAUAAGUACUGGACAAGACACAAGUUUUUCUACAACACUACAUGCCGUUGAGGAGAUUAUUAACUUUUUUAUUUUGCUCACCGAGUUUUGCAAGUUUUGAUGUUUCAAGCAAGGCAUUCUGUUCAAACCAUUUUCAUUGACUUUGUUUCUUACCACUUAAAUGAAUAUUUAAAUGGUGAAAAGUUUGAUUUUUUCAUCGUUUAAUGGUUCACGUUACUGCGAUGCUUAUAUCUACAAGAUUUAAAUGUUAACCGUGUCUAUAGCACCAUUCAUCGUUGAAUAAUACGCACUAAAAUGUUCACUACAAGAAAAAACAACAGCUCUAUCUUCCAGAGGAAGAAAAGAAACCAUGAAGUUUCGAUAUUAAAAAAACCAACAUGCUUAUGAUGUUUUGAAGACUAAAGACUGAAACUGAAUGAAUAAGCAUAAUAACAGCGGACUUUGACAUACAGUCACGUGGAACUUACUCGGUCAGAUGUUACAGACUAGAGUAUUUGUCAUUUUGUUCAAGUAGACAUACAUAAGUACAUGGCUAUUGGUGACUAUUGGUUGAAGAAAAUUAAGUCAUCUAUUUUAAACAUAGCUUAACAAACAAACUAAGGUUGUUGAAACUAGUUAAAAUUUCGUGUAAACAUGAGAGAUUUAAUGGGAUUAUUAGCCAGGAGUUUUUAUUUAUUUUUCCCAGAACAUUUUGUACAUUUAUUUUAAAUAUAAGGUCGGAUCUCAGAUCUCGUUUUAGUGUUUAAGCUGAGCGUCACGUUAAAAAGACCAGUUUUAAUCUUUCUUUUUUUUUUUUAAAAAAAAUGGCAUUUAAAUUCUGUAUAAAAUUCUUAUAAAGUUUAUUGACAUCCUUUGUAGUUUUGACAAUUUUAUAGUAUUCUGAGCCUAUAUCAAUAUUUUUUACAGAGAUGCUAAUUGUUCUGUAUUAGCGUGACACCUUGCAUCCAUACUUAUUGUUUAUCUUUCAUACUGUUGUAGUACUCGGAUUCGUUUUUUUUUCUUCUAAAAAUGGCAACAUCAACAUAUUUACUAUAAGCACUGUAAAUUUAUGCAUUGAGAUUAGCAAGAAAAAAUGUGAUGUAUAUUUAUGUAAUUCAUCUUGUGUCUUUGUUUAUCAUGAAUUGUUUUGUUUGCUUUGAUAAUCCUACUUUGAAGUCAAGUUAAUACAUACAAUAUUAUUUUUAUACGUUUUCUAAAUGCACAUACACAUUUUAAAAACUUUUUAACAAACAUUACUGUGGUUGUUUCGAAAUGUGCUGUUUUUUUUUCAAAAACAUAUUUUUAAGAAGCAUUUCAAAAAUUAUUGAAGCUAGCUACAGUCUAGACUAGAUUAAUUUUUAUGCCCCCGAAGAGAGGCAUAUAGUUUUUGAACCGUCUGUCAGUCUGUCGGUCUGUCAGUCUGUCUGUCCGCAAUUUUCGUGUCCGGUCCAUAUCUUUGUCAUCGAUGGAUGGAUUUUCAAAUAACUUGGCAUGAAUGUGUACCACAGUAAGACGACUUGUCGCGCGCAAGACCCAGGUCUGUAGCUCAAAGGUCAAGGUCACACUUAGACGUUAAAGGUCAUUUUUCAUGAUACUGCAUUCGUGUCCGGACCAUAUCUUUGUCAUCGAUGGAUGGAUUUUAAAAUAACUUGGCAUGAAUGUGUACCACAGUAAGACGACGUGUCGCGCGCAAGACCCAGGUCCGUAGCUCAAAGGUCAAGGUCACACUUAGACGUUAAAGGUCAUUUUUCAUGAUAGUGCAUUCGUGUCCGGUCCAUAUCUUUGUCAUCCAUGGAUGGAUUUUCAAAUAACUUGGUAUGAAUGUGUACCACAGUAAGACGACGUGUCGCGCGCAAGACCCAGGUCCGUAGCUCAAAGGUCAAGGUCACACUUAGACGUUAAAGGUCGUAUUUCAUGAUAGUGCAUUGAUGGGCGUGUCCGGUCCAUAUCUUUGUCAUUCAUGCAUGGAUUUUAAAAUUAUUGGGCAUGAAUGUGUACCACAGUACGACGAAGUGUCGCGCGCAAGACCCAGGUCCGUAAGUCAAAGGUCCUAAACUCUAACAUCGGCCAUUACUGUUCAUUCAAAGUGCCAUCGGGGGCAUGUGUCAUCCUAUGGAGACAGCUCUUGUUUGUUAACAGUUUGACGUAAAUGACUUAUCAGGGCUAGUCAUUUUAUCAGUCAGAUAGAAUGUAUUUCGUGCAUAAGAAGAUUUAACUUAUGGAAUAAGCAAGGAUUAAUAUAUUCCUGCCAGUCUGGAAGUCCUUUUCUCUUCGUAGAUCAAAGUUGAUAUACCCAGACCACAUAAUAUAUGCUUUACAUUUAGUUUAUCAUGUUCUCUUCGCUCUAUAUUGUAUGCACCCAAUACAUUCCAGUAGGAAUAAUAAUGUGUAAUAACAUGAAAACCACCUAGGUGUGUGUAGUUGUGUAUUUCCGCGUGUUUAAAUAUCACCAGUACAGUUUGAACCAAGUAAAUUAUGAUCAUUCUAAAGAUUAUUAAGCUGGAUGAGCUGUAUUUUGUCAUGUGAUUAAAUUGACGUUCUUAUUAUGGAAAAAGGUUGUACUUGAUAUAGUUGUUAUUGAGAAAGAAAAAAAAACACAAAAUUUUGCUGUUUGCUAUUUUCAAACAAAUCGUCGUUCUAAAAAUAGAUUUAAAAUAAUUCUCUUUUAGCGAAAUUCAUGCUCAAAAUAUACAUAAAGAUGUUCUUAUAAAAUCUUUGCUUGUAAAACAGUGCUUUAUCCACAUUGAAAAGUAUCUGUCUGAAAACAAACUCGCGUAUAAUAUAUGAAAGAAAAACUGAAAAAAAAGAAAGAUUUUUUAUGAAAAAUACAAAUGUUUUUGUUUUUCAAGCGGCACUGCUACCAAUUGUCACGUGUCAGUGUAGAAACCAGAGCUUCCGAGUUCACGUAUAUCAUGUUUUGUGUCUGUUUUUUCCCACUGUUAGUUAUAAAUUUGGCAAAUGUCCCUAUGCAUUAUCACGAUGGGGAACCGACGUGACUUUUGCAUAAUCUGCACAGCACAGUCUAAUUGAUUUGUACUUGUCAUUAUUUAAAAGAAUGUUGUAUUACCUCAAACUUAUGUAUAUAAAAACCGGAAUGAAAAGCUUGUAGCCUUUUCAGUCUUCGCACAGCUGAGCCUUUGGAAGAAGACAAUAGUUAGAUAUAGAUGGCGUCUACAAAGCUGCAAACUCGGACAUUCAACAGACAAGAAUGCCUGUGUUGUGAGCGUCAAGUGAAGAAUGAUUAAUCUCAAUUCAAAUGUUAACCUCACAUGAAGCGGUGCAUCUUUAAAACUAUUUUUGGGUGAUUUUUCUGUACAAUGUGCUUAAAAGUCACGUGUUUCCUGUCGUGUUUCUGUGACUAUGAUAUUAUAUUGUUUUGUCUCCCCUGUGAUAUUUUGGUCGUAUGACAUAAUAUAAAUACUGUUACGUAAUCACGUGACAUGUUACCAUGUGCAAUGUUGUAUUUUUCUGAAGAUUCAAAAAUGGAGUUUUUUUUACCUUUUGUUUUGUUUUAACUGUAUCAUAAACCAAACAAACAUAUCCUUUUGAAGAUAUGAUAUUAACGUUGACAUUCUAUAAUAAAUACCAUACACUCUCUAUCUUGUGAGACUACUGACACCAUAAGUAUUCGUCUUACAGCCCUGUUUCUAUUCUGCAAAAUGCAACGCAAAAUUUGUUGAGUAGCUGGUGUCAUAAUAAAAUC
This is a messenger RNA of Mercenaria mercenaria, 4903 nucleotides long. Its product is annotated as neo-calmodulin-like. Gene Ontology annotation, molecular function: calcium ion binding. Bases 500 to 1198 code for a protein of 232 amino acids. The transcript has 5 exons. Lineage: Eukaryota; Metazoa; Mollusca; Bivalvia; Venerida; Veneridae. The record is from RefSeq and is a predicted model, not a curated record.